Molecule: messenger RNA, 3383 nt
Organism: Maniola jurtina (meadow brown)
Lineage: Eukaryota; Metazoa; Arthropoda; Insecta; Lepidoptera; Nymphalidae
Exons: 16
Coding region: 69-2798 (909 amino acids)
Cellular component (GO): lysosome
Molecular function (GO): cysteine-type endopeptidase activity
Source: RefSeq, a predicted model, not a curated record
CAACGACUCCUCAGUGAGUCGUCGUCGAUCUCAAUCAAAGAUCUAUCAAAAUGAACAAUUAAAUAUUUAUGUAUCGAAGUAUGUACUUAAAUGAGGUCGGACAUCGGGAAAGGUUACCCGUCGCUCGCCGAGUGGCGAGUGGGGCGCCGCAGAGACGAGCGCGCUCGUCCUCACAACACGCUAACGCGGCGCCUGCGACGGACACGCGACACACUCUCGCGCCUCGCGCCUCGCCACUGCAGCUCCGCCACCACUGCAGCUCCGCCACCACUGCAGCUCCGCCACCACUGCAGCUCCGCCACCACUGCAGCUCCGCCACCACUGCAGCGCUGAGCGACGCCACCAUGCGGCUCGCUGUCGCGCUCGCGAUCUUUUGCUUUGGCGCAGCGGCGUGCGGGCCCUCGCCGCCGGCCGCGCCCGCCUCCGCGCCCGCCUCCGCACGCGCCCCGCGCUCGCCCGCCGCCGCUCAGCGACUCCUGCAGCAGCUGCUAGCCGAUUACGGAGCAGAGGCGGAGGCCGAGGAGCAGUACCCGCGCCCGGCCGCCUACCCCCUGCGCGCCGUGCCGAUCGAACUGCCCAUAGGCGCCGCGUCCGGCUCGCGCCGCUCCGCGCCGCUCCGCCUGCUGCUGCUGCCCGUGCCGCUCCCCGCCCGCGCCGCUCCGAGGCAGAGGACAGAAUGCGACCUUCGCUCCGGACAGGAUCAGUACGGCGCUGACGACGACUACGAUGACUACGUUCCUGAGCCGAAACCGAGGCGGCCGUCGCGGCCCCGCCCCGCGCCGCGGCGCCGCCCCGCCGCGCCGCGCUUCCCCUCCUACGUGCGCGCCGACCAGCUCGACGAGGCGGCGACCAGCCCUCCCGUCGGAGUCGCCGUGUCAUCUAAGGAGCUUCUGGAAAAGUUCCGCGCUCAAGCGCCCACGGCGCCGCAGCUGCCGCCCGUGCUGCUGUCGGAACACGACGCCAGCGAGCGCGCGCCGCGCCCCGACGACCACGAGCCCGCCGCCGCCUAUCCGCCCGCCGCGCCGCCCGCCGCCGCGCCCUCCGCCGCGCCCAGCAGGAGCUACCUGCCGACGCAGACCGGCUUCGGCGUGUCGUUCGGCAGCGACGCGCGCGCGCGGGAGCCGCCGCGGCCGCGCCUCGCGCGCUCGCUGCUGCUGCGCGGCGAGCUGACCGUGCGCCGCGCCGACUACACCGAGACGUACAAGGCGUGGUGGGAUGCGUCGAGCGGCGCGGCGCGGGUGGACUUCUACGGCGGCGCCACGUCCACGUACCGCACGCCGUUGCCUGGCGGCGGCGUGCAGCGCUUAGAAAUGCGCGUGGACCGCUCCGGAGAGGGUGAGUUGCGGCGCUGCGGCCUCGCCGAGCGUGUCGCCGAUGCGCCCGACGACCGCGCGCCGCCCGCGCUGCCCGACCUACAGCUCUUCUCCUUCGCCGGCUACGCGCCGCGCGACGGCGAGCGCGCGGAGCUCUGGCGGCACACGCUCGCGGGGCGCGUGGGCGAGCUGGGCGCCGCGCGCGGCGAGGCGCUCACCUUCCGCCACGAGCUGCUGCUGCGCCGCGCCGCCGACGACAGCGCCACGCCACUCAGGUACACGGUGGGCGUGGACAGCUCGGUGCUGGGCGCCGACUGCGACGGCUACGAGCACCGCUACAGCGGCGUGCAGCAGCAGGAGCACGACCCUCGACUCUUCGCUCCGGACAUUGGUGACUUGUGCGAUUAUGUGGAGCAGCUGAACAGCUCGUCGGCCGAGCACUCCUCGCGCCUCGAGCCUCUGAGAGAGUUCACUCUGCCUCACCGCGACCCGCAGUACGACGAAGCCAUAGAGAGGUUCAAAGCGGAAUACAAUCGGCAGUACGUGGACGAGGCGGAGGAGGCGAUGCGCAAGAACUUGCUGAUGCAGCACAUGCGCUUCACGCGCUCCGGCAACCGCGAGGGCGCCACCUUCGAGCUGGGCGUCAACUUCCUCGGCGACCGGCUCGACGCUGAGCUCGACGAGCUGCUCGGCGUGCGCGCGGAGCCCGAGCGCGAGCUCGCCGAGCCCUUCCCGCAUUCGCGCUCCGACCUGCGCGCCGCGGACAAGGCGCUGCCCGAGCGCUUCGACUGGCGCCCGCGGGGAGCCGUGUCGCCGGUCAGAUACCAGGGCUCGUGCGCGUCGUGCUGGGCGUUUGCAGUGGCGGGCGCCGUGGAGGGCGCGCUGUUCGUGCGCACCGCGCGCCUCACGCCGCUGUCCGAGAAGUGCCUCGUGGACUGCGCACACCCGUUCGGCGGCAACGGCUGCAAGGGCACGUGGCCCAGCCACGCCUACGACUACGUGCAGAGCCGCGGCCUGCCGGCGCUCGCCGACUACCCGCCCUACAAGGACAAGGUGGAGCGCUGCGCGGAGCCGAGCGCGCGCCCCGUCACGCGCAUCAGCGCGCACGUGAACGUCACCGCCAACAGCGUGCCGGCGCUCAAGGUGGCGAUCAGGAAGCACGCGCCGACGGUGGUCAUCGUGGACGCCAAGGCCAAGAGCUUCGUGUUCUACAAGAAAGGCGUCCUCUACGACGAUCGAUGCGGCAAGGCGGGCGGCAAGCUGAACCACGCGGUGCUGGCGGUGGGAUGGGGCGCGCGGCGCGGCGAGCCACACUUCGUGCUAAAGAACUCGUGGUCGGAGGCGUGGGGCGAGCGCGGCUUCGUGCGCGUGCAGGCGCGCGCCAACACGUGCGGCGUGCUCGCCAAGCCCUCCUACCCGCGCCUCGAGCGCGCUGACGUGCUGCGCGCCGCGCCCGGCGAGGAGGACGAGCCCGUCGACCAGUAGUGCACACUUGCCACUGCUGCCGAGGCUGAGCGGUCGUUGUGAAAUAGAUAAACUAUAGUAAGUUGAGUGACAGUCAUUCAAUUGCAAUAUUUGAUCGACCAGCAACUGUCGUCCAGAGAUACGGGUACACAGAGUAAAUAAUUCUGUAAAACUGCAGAGGUCCGGUGCGUCUAGAUGUCACCCUAGCGGUCGCCCUCACUCGUCAGCGCCACUCGUGGAGGCUAGCUGGCAGCUGUAGCCAUAGCUCUCCGGAUCGUGUCGCCUCAUUUCUCUCCUUCACUUUCCUCUAGCUCUGAUACAUUGAAUGCGAGCUGUGGCUACGAGUAGGGCUACAAUCUACGAUCGUGCAGAAUAUUAAUGUUUUACUCUAUACUAAUAAAUUGUAGCCUGUUGGAUACCCAAUAAAAUAAAUCAUAAAGCUGUUAAUAAUGUUAUGUUAAGACUGUAUGGGGUCACCGACUGCUCCCUGCUAGAUACUAGACGUCGCGCGUCGCGCGUCGCACAUCGCGCGUCGCGCAUCGCGCGUCGUGCGCAGCGCAGAGGCAGGAGGUUCGUCGGUGCGCAGUGACAUGUACCAUCUUUAUA